UCAUUCUUGGCUAUGUGCUUAGAGUAGAUCCAGUAUAUAGCAAACAUAUUUGCUUAUUAGGUGCGUUGGAAUAUAGGUAGUGCUGCUGUUCAUCUCUUCAAGUAUAGGUAUCUCUAUGAUGUUUUCAUCAGGUCUUAGCUGCAAUCUAUCAUUUCCCAGUUGUCUGGGUUAUCCACAGGACAACGAAGAAUUAAUACCAAAAAUGGCUAGAGAGCCAAUAAUCCUUAAUGUUUAUGACAUGGCAAUCAGUACACAUUGGAUAUACAGACUUUACAGAAGAAGAUGUAACUAGGAUUGUUACUGAAUUAGGAAAAGAUUUUAGGGGUGAUCGUUACCAUUUAAUGAAUAAAAAUUGUAAUCACUUUAGUAGUCAACUUACACUUAUUUUAUGUGGUCAAGAAAUACCGGGUUGGGUAAACCGCCUUGCAUACUUUAGCUCGUGUGUACCCUUCCUUCAGCGUUGUUUACCAAAGGAAUGGUUAACGCCUGACGCACUUCAACACUCCUUAAAUCAAGUCAGCCAUGAAAGUACAUCUUCUGAAAGUACGUCUUCUGAUACUUCCUUGUAACAUUUGGCAAAUUUUUUGAAACGAAGAGAUUUAAAAUGCCAUAGGAGUUACACCAUUUAGAGAAUUUAUGCGCAAAGGAAGUUUAUCGUGACAGUAACUACAUUGCCAAGAUGAUGGAACCCAAGAAACAAAGCCGUCAAAAUGAGGUACAAAUUUAAUAUUGUACUCUAGAAUUGCAGUGGUGAUUUAAUAAUACAGAAAAAAAUGCCUUUCUUGCAACAUGUCGUCUUUUAAAUUUUGGACGGCAGUAUACAUUGUCGCGUGUGUUCUUUGUUGUAUUAUACAGUCGAAAUUUAACAGAUAUAUAUACUUGCUAGAUAAUUACGCAUAAAUCAAAGGCAUAAAGAGACUGGAACGUAUUUAUUCAUUAGUUAAUCACGUUAAUUUUUUAGGAAAUGUGAGUAAGAUUUUAUAUACGUAAUAUCUUUUAUUUCAAAUUGUAUUUGAAAAUUAAUAUUUGUAAAACACACAGUACAUUGAAAUUAUAUUUUAGAAGUAUCUAGUGAUGUUUUUCUGAACAUUGAAUAAUAACCUGGUUUACAUUAUGCUAUAAAAUAUGCUACGUAUACAUGCGACACCUCUGUACAGCUGCCAUUAAUAUUGUUAGGACAUUUAAAUGAAGAAUGAAUUUAAUAUUGACAUUCAUAUAUAAUAAAUAAUUAAAUUACGAAUAAUUUUUUUUCAUCUAUGAUUUAAUGAAAAUAUGUUUUCUGCAAAUACUUUUAUAAGGAACAUAUUUAUAAUUUUGUAAUUAAGAUGUUCAGUAUUCAAUUUCUGCACCAUUGGAUGCUCUUGAAUUUUGCACGAUAUAGAACAGUAGAAUUAAUAUAGUAUUAUAAUUAUAGUAUUAUAAUAUAGUAUUAUAAUUAUAGUAUUAUAAUUAUAGUAUUAUAUUUCGGAAGCCUUUGUCAGAUUUAGAAUCUAAUGAGUUCUUUUAAAUAUUCAUGAUAUACAAAUCAUUACUGAUGUUACUAAAACGUUGUUGACACCAAGUUUAUAAUGUUAUAUAUUGAAAAAAUAAAAAAUUCAUAAAGUUAUUCAAAUAUAAUAUAAAUACAAAAAAAUUCUGAUAAAUAUAUCAUAUUUGUAAAAUGUAACUCAAAAAUCAAGUAACAAUUAGUGCCAAUUUAACUUUUCGUUAAUUCUGUUCUAAUAAUAAAUUAAUAUUAGGAAGUCGUAUGUUACAUUAGGAACUCAUAGAUAUUACUAAUCAUGUUACAUUGUUAUAAUACUGGCCAAUAUUAAUAUGUGAAUACUUUUCAAUGAAUCAUUUGUAGAAAAAUUUCAAUUAUAACAAUUAAUAUAUUUGUUAUUUUAUAUAAAAGGUCAACAAAAAUAUUAAUUAUGCUUUAUUUAUAUAAAUUAUAUUAUAGAAAAAGUUUUUCUAAAUUUUAAAUAUAAAUCAACUUAGAUUAAUAAAAUUAUUUAGUAUAUUAAAUUACCUAAAUUAUUUCAUGUGUUUCUAUAUAAUAUACAUUUAAAAAAUAUCUUCUUUAUAUAUACAUAUUAUAUUUGCAAAAAAAAAGUAUUGAAAAUAAUUAGUUGUCAUUAUAUAUCAAAGCACGUUAUGUUUUGUAUUCCUCAUUAAUAUUUUGUAUUCCGCAUUAAUACAAAGUUAUAAAAUGAAUUACUUAUGCGAUAUAGAAAUGAGUAUAGUAUACUAAAAUAAUGAAGCACAAUAUACAAUAUAAGUACAAAAGCUUAUAUAUCUUUCUAAAUGAUCUUUUUUAUAAUGAUAUUCAGUUUAUUGUUUUAAUAGGUACUUUUUUCUUACUGUUAAUAGUUUCAUUUUAAACAAUAAAUAUCGUAACAACUAUAUUAUUUCGUUUUGUUAGUUAUGAUAAUACC
This is a messenger RNA of Heterotrigona itama, 2417 nucleotides long. The record is from the annotation of a GenBank genome assembly. NCBI's taxonomy places the organism in Eukaryota, Metazoa, Arthropoda, Insecta, Hymenoptera, Apidae.